Messenger RNA from Phaeoacremonium minimum UCRPA7, 1683 nucleotides. Its product is annotated as putative major facilitator superfamily transporter protein. NCBI's taxonomy places the organism in Eukaryota, Fungi, Ascomycota, Sordariomycetes, Togniniales, Togniniaceae. Gene Ontology annotation, molecular function: transmembrane transporter activity. The transcript is spliced from 5 exons. The coding region runs from base 1 to 1683 and encodes 560 amino acids. The record is from RefSeq and is a predicted model, not a curated record. Gene Ontology annotation, biological process: transmembrane transport.
AUGGUAUUCGCUUCUUCGUCAAUUCAAUCUUCUAUUCCUUGGGACUCCUUGACUAUUGAUACUUCGCGACUUGAUCUCAUGGCCUCGGACAAAGCUGGCACAGGGCCUAUCGUGGCCGUGGACGAUGCCAUUGUCUCACCUCCUCGCUCCGAGCCCGAUGAAAAGGGUCCUACGGACGUUAGCAGUACCGAAGAGUCCGACAAGCCCAAGGACUUCCCUUUGAAGUGGAAGCUCACGGCUCUUGCUUGUGGUAUUGCCCUCUCGUGGGGCUCAUCGUUCUCAGAAAACACCCUGGGGCCAUUGAAAGAAACAUUAAAGAAGGAGUUGGAGAUUACCAAUGCUCAGUACGGAGCCAUCUCCUCGGCCACGUCGCUUGUGAAUACAAUUCUCCCAAUUAUCGGCGGAUAUGGGCUCGACUACUACGGUGUUGAAUGGGGAUCAAUGGUUUGCUCAGUCUUCAUUCUCCUGGGUGCUAUAAUAUCGGCUGCUGGUUCCAACCAAGACACGUUCGGUCUUGUCAUGGGCGGUCGAGUCGUCAUGGGUUUCGGCAGCACUGUCAUUGAGACUGUUACAUCCAAGAUUCUGGCACAUUGGUUUCAACACAGAGGACUUGGCCUAGUCUACGGUCUGGACAUUGCCGUCGGAAAACUUAUCGUUCUAGCAGCUAAGGCCGCCGCCGUUCCUAUGAGAGAUGCUUCUUCGUUCUGGGGCUGGGCAUUGUGGAUUCCGGCCAUUGUUUGCUUCGUCAACCUCAUACAAAACAUCUUCUACGUCUGGUGGGCCAGCCGCCGUCCCGAGUGGGCCAAAAUGCCUACAGGCAGACGGCUAGCCCAGCAGGCAAGAGACCGUCAGGUUGUACAGGCCGAGGGCGGACAAGCCGUCGAGAUAAAUAACACCGGCUCCCGUCACUUCACAUUUCUUUUCGAUUGGAAGACUAUUGCUCGUGUGCCCCGUUUCUUCUGGCUGGUGGUAUGCUCUCAAAUCCUUCAAGCUGGUGUCGUCGGCGGCUUCAACGGCCUCAAUGCCGACAUCAUCCGGUCGACUCGAGGUUCCACUGAGCAGAUCGCCGGCUACACGUCGGCCGUGCAACAAGUCAUUCCCGUCGUUUGUACACCGUUGGUCGGCAGUUUCUUCGACUUCUUCGGCCACAGAAUGAUGAUUGUCAGUCUGACAUCGGCUAUCUGGAUUCUGGUAUAUAGUCUCAUCGGAUUCAGCCAUGUCAAUGCUCUCGGCGUCAUGAUUAUUGCAUCUGUGGGAUCAACAAUGAACGCUCUACCGUUCUUAGCUUCCAUUCCCCUGAUGGUCCCGAGCCAAGUCGAAUUGGGUCUCGUCUUUGGCAUUUGGAAGGCAUUCAACAACAGCGGAAGUGUCGUUGUCGACAUGAUUGCGGGCAGGCUGCAAGAUAUUACCCCGGGACAAACGUAUGAGCGCGUGAUCGCUUUCUUCGUGGCUUGUAAGGUCUUAGAGUUCUGCCUAGGACUCUUCUACGGUGUGUUGGACAGAAGGUAUCUGGCUGGCAUUCUCACCAUGAGUGAGAAGAAGCGCCUGGUGAUUGAGCACGAGGGCAAGCUCGGAGAACCUAUCGGACGCAAGCCCGCCAAAGUCUUCACCAUAACAGGCAUUAGCCUCUUAUGUUCUCUAGUCGUCAUUGCUUGGGUUCUGUUCAUUAAAUACUCUCUUUAG